Coffea eugenioides is the source of this 1635-nucleotide messenger RNA. RefSeq lists its product as uncharacterized. Lineage: Eukaryota; Viridiplantae; Streptophyta; Magnoliopsida; Gentianales; Rubiaceae. Bases 193 to 1356 code for a protein of 387 amino acids. The record is from RefSeq and is a predicted model, not a curated record. The transcript has 8 exons.
AACAGUCCAUAAAUCGAUGAUGAUCAGAUGCGGUGCUGAUCCCAAAUCAAAUCACAGUCCGAGGAUGCGGAUGACGAAUGCUGGGGAUGUCUAUAACUUUUUUAUUGUGCAAAUCACACAUUCCGUGGAUUUAGAAGCACUAAUACUACUACUACUAUUAGUAAUAAUAACGGACCACUUAAAGAGGAAAUUAUGGGAUUCGCCCAGGCCCUCUUCGCCUGCGCGCCGCUGCCACCACCACCACCACCACUGCAUCAAAAGAGUAGCAGUGUUCCCACAUGGCAUUUUUCAAGCUUCACUGCUUCUCCUCGCCACUCCCAAUUCAACAACUUGUACCAAGAACAUGAAGAAUUAGGGUUCAAGAAGCAGAAGAAGAAGAAGGAGAAUCACAAUAGCAUUCUCGAAAGUCAUCGUCCGUACAAGACUGCUCCAACGCAUACCCAAUAUAAAAAAAAAGAAGUACGAGAUGGGAAAGUUUGCGACGAAUCCCAGUCCCUCGAUUUCGUCUCCCAUUUUAGUACUAGAAGAGGUGGCGACAAGGGCGGAAAGGAGGGAGAGCGCAAACCAACAGGAGAGGACGAGGAGGGAUUGGAUGUGGGAAGGCCUGAGCCAGAAGAAGAAGAAGAAGAAGAUAGCGGUGGUCCUGUUGUCUGCAAGGGGAUAGCAAAAGGGACUAGGAGGAGGCAAAUCAUGAAGAGGUCCACUAUGAUCGCCAAGCAAGUUAUCAGCAUUCAAUCCGCCCUCUCCCUGGGUUUUGUUUCCCAGCUCUGGGUCGAUACAAAUGCUUGGGCGGUGUUAUUUGUAGAGGUGAAGCCAAACUUACUUUCCAGUGAGCUAGAAAGGUUUUCCUUGGACGAGCUUGCGAAGGUUGGGGAUGUGGUGCUCGUUGAAGAUGAGAGUGUGAUGGAAAAUGACUUCAAAUUAAUUGGACUCGAGACGCUGGUAGGAUAUACUGUUGCAACUCCAGGUCGGCGAAAUAUUGGAAAAGUGCGUGGAUACAAUUUUGACAUUAACUCUGGGGUAGUGGAGUCUCUUGAGAUUGAUUCAUUUGGGAUAUCCAUCAUCCCGUCAAGUUUGGUGAGCACCUAUGCAUUAUUGGUUGAGGAUGUGCUGGAAGUUUUACCAGACACUGUUGUAGUACAUGAAGCUGCAGCAUCACGCAUCCAGAGGCUUACUAAGGGGUUUUGGGGUGGCGGUCAGAAGAUGGGCGGGUCAGUUGAUGAUGAUGAUGAGUUUGAAGAAUGUUGUGGAUACGGGGGAAGCGGGAAGAGAAACUUGUCCAGGGCCAGGGGGAAGUUCCCUGGAGAAGUGGUGGAGCGGGCUGAUGAAUGGGAGCUUCCCAUGGAUUACUUGUGAUCGAUCAUCCAUCACACUCACACUGAGACUUUCUCCUUCUGUCACCCUACCAGUUACUGCUACACUCAUAUGCAGGGCAGGGUAUCGCCCACCACAUAGGCACAUACUCCUACAUAGAUAGGAUUGCACUGGUUGUUGCAGUUUCCCGGUGGUCAUUUUUUUCUUUUCAGUAUUGACUGAGAUUAAUUGUUAUGUCGUCCAUUUUCUCCAGAGUAGCAAUGGAGCAAACCACCACCGCAGUUAUGCCUUGGUUCUGUAUGUAUGUAAACAUUUUAGGAA